This is a messenger RNA of Cucumis sativus (cucumber), 970 nucleotides long. RefSeq lists its product as uncharacterized. The coding region runs from base 79 to 624 and encodes 181 amino acids. The record is from RefSeq and is a predicted model, not a curated record. The transcript is spliced from 4 exons. NCBI's taxonomy places the organism in Eukaryota, Viridiplantae, Streptophyta, Magnoliopsida, Cucurbitales, Cucurbitaceae.
CCCCGACCGGUAAAUGAAAGGGCGGAUCAUAAUUUCGAAAACAAACAUACGGAAGAGACGAAGGAGAGAGAAACAAAAAUGUCACUUGUAGACUACGCUUCAUCGGACGAAGACGUGCCGGCGGCGGUGGAGGAGGAGGAGAAGGAUAAUCGUAAUCAGUCGGAAAACCACAUCAUUACAGAGCCUCACCUCCCCAAGCACGAGCCGAGGCCUCAAUCUCCUCCCCUCAACCAGCCCAUUGUUAAGCCAAAUCAACAGUUUGAAACUAAUGAGGAGUCUUCUUCUGUGCCUUGGGUUGGGCUUCCUGAUGCUUCUUUACUCUUGAAUUCUCCAACAUCUUCUAGUCUUUUUAGUGGUAGCGAUCACUCGUCUCGAGUAGCAGCGGCUAUGGCUGCCAAUGCAUCUCGCAAGAGAGAAACAAAUGUUUUAGGAUCUUCUCUUCCUAGGAGUAAAUUUCCAAGAUCGAGCUUGCCUCACUCUAAGAAUGUUCCGGAUACUUCAGGGGCUUUGUUGGUUCCACCUCAGCUUACUGGAAGGAGUAACAUUGUCACCGAAGAUAUAAGCAAGCUGUUCGUGAAGAAGUCAGCCAAACCACCCUUUGUACUGAUGUUUACUUACAGAUAAUGCAAUGGCCGAAGUUCAGGGAUUGCAAUGAUUUGUGGAUUGUGUGCGGUACGUGAACCUUUUCCCCCUCCAGUAGUAAUUAAUGGGGCACACUUUUGCUCACUACUUUCUUGUUUCUCGUUAAUACACACACACACACACAUUGCUACCUACAUAGACUAAACUUAUAAUUUAAUGAACAAGAAUCUACUAUUGAGUUUGGGAAGUUGAUCAAGUUAGAAGGAUGUAAUAAUAAUAUGAGAAAUGAGUAGAUUAUGAGUUGGAAUUAGAAAGCAUGAGUAAAGGCAUUGUAUGAGCAAGGACGUGCUUAGGUUUAUAUUGGUAAUAGAUUUGAUUCGUUGCAUGA